AUGAGGGACUAUGAUUCGCAGACAGCAAUGCCUCUCAAGUCUCAAGGAUGGAGAGGAUCAGUCGAAGUCAUCUCCGACGUCGAACUCACCGUUUCCGACACUGAAAUGUGCUCCACCUCGAACCGCCGCCGCAAAGUCAUUCCCAAGUACAUCUCCGGCUUCGUCUACAGAUCUUCUCCGGUCACUUCCGAGCAGAGCACUUGGGACGGGUCUUCCACGAAGUGGCGGAAGUAUUACGCGGUGACAAGUGGCUCCAUUAUCGCCAUUUCCGAUCCGACUUCUUUCAUGCUUCAAGAAAAGAUCAAGCUCAACAAGGCGAUGAUCAAGGAGUGCCGCCUCCGUGGACGCGGCGUGCUCUUCAUUCAGCUUCAAAACGAGGAAACCGGCUUUCUUCUUCGGUUCAAAGAUCGAAUCGAGCGCCGAAACUGGUACCAAGUCCUUCACUCGACUUCUACCCCAGCUCACGCCCUCAACAUCACCUCCGCUUACCCAGCUGCGAUCAAGGAAACCCCCACGAUCCUCUACUCUGAUCAGGAAUCCUUCUCUUCCUCUGGCACGGAGUCUUACAACCCUCGAAAGCGGCUCAAAGUCGUCACCGCCAGCUACAACCACUCCCUCGCCAACUCCUCGACCAUCAGCAGCAGCGUCAGAAACACCUCCCGUCACGUGAUGAGCCCCCGCGCGAUGAGCCACCUCGGCAACUUGGGAGAACGAGAACUGGACCAAUCGUUGGACCAGCAGGAGAAGAGGAAAUCAAGGAGGAGAUCCGCCAUCGACUUCAUCAAGAACUUCAAGAGCAAGUUCGAAAUCCUCAAGCCGACCGGUGGGAAAUCAUCGAGAAAGCAAAACAAGCGACUUUCUAUUAACUGA
Oikopleura dioica is the source of this 870-nucleotide messenger RNA. The record is from the annotation of a GenBank genome assembly. NCBI's taxonomy places the organism in Eukaryota, Metazoa, Chordata, Appendicularia, Copelata, Oikopleuridae.